AUGCUCUUCCAAUCCAUCUUCACCACUGCCGUGCUGUUUGCGGCUUCUGCCAUUGCCCUCCCCACCGAUCUCGAGGCUCGCCAACAAGCAACCCGUUGCGGUAGCACCAGCUACACUGCCGCACAGGUCCGCUCAGCCGUAAAUGCAGGCUACGGUGACUACCAAGCCGGCCGCACCUACGGCAGCAACGACUACCCCCACAAGUACAACAACUACGAAGGCUUUGAUUUCCCCGUCGCUGGCCCCUACGAGGAGUUCCCUCUGAAGACAAGCGGUGUUUUCACCGGUGGCUCCCCUGGCGCAGACAGAGUCAUCUUCAAUACCAAGGGUCAAUGGGCUGGUACCGUUACCCACACCGGAGCAUCUGGAAACAACUUCGUCGGCUGCACUGGUACUUCUUAG
This is a messenger RNA of Aureobasidium subglaciale EXF-2481, 402 nucleotides long. RefSeq lists its product as uncharacterized. The transcript has 2 exons. Gene Ontology annotation, molecular function: RNA nuclease activity; RNA binding. The coding region runs from base 1 to 402 and encodes 133 amino acids. Lineage: Eukaryota; Fungi; Ascomycota; Dothideomycetes; Dothideales; Saccotheciaceae. The record is from RefSeq and is a predicted model, not a curated record.